AGAUCAUCAACUCCACAAUCUAUAACAGUUCAGUCAGCUGUUUGUGAUGAGAAGGUUGUACUCUGAGACAAAGUAUUGGAUAACGAACAGCAGAAUGGAUCAGCUACUUACGAAGGUGAGAACUUUGGUGAAAAGCACCGGAAAAAUGGUGAAGGCGUUAAGUGACUCAAGUUUGAAAUCAACGGCAAUCCAGGUAGCUGUGGGCAUCUUAGCGAACUGGGGUAUGUUGAUAACUGGAUUUGUCAUGGGGUUCCCGUCAGCAGUAUUGCCACCUCUGCUAGGUACUGGUCCUGGCCUGCAUACCUCUGUUGAAGAAGCGUCUUGGGUGGCGAGCAUAGCAUACAUUUCGGCGCCCCUUUCGUGUGUAUUGGCGGGAAAACUGAUCGACAACUUAGGUCGCCGCUGGGGUCUGCUGAUGGUGAACCUGACGUUCGCUGCUGGCUGGUUGCUCAUAGCGGCGUUCCCUUUCUCCCUUCUCGCCCUGUACAUCGGGCGUUUGCUGACAGGAACAGGCCUGGGCAUGGCCUCCUGUACCGCCUCCACAUACACCGUAGAGAUCAGCUCGGUAACACUGCGCACCGCUUUGGCUUCCUUAACCCCCGUCAUGAUGGCUGUCGGUACUUUCCUCGUCUACCUCGGCGUGCUGCUGUAUCAGGAAUCAUACAGAGAAGUUUCCAUUUUUGCAUUCGUCCUUUCAAUAUCGUCGUUAGUGCUGACGCUGCUGCUGCCGGAAAGCCCACUGUGGCUGCUGAGCAGAGGCCGUGCUGAAGAAGCGCUGCAGGCUCUGCAGAAACUGCGAGGAGCGUCAGCCCCCGAGCAGGUCAAGGAGGAGCUGGACAGCUUCAGCAGCAGAGCGAGCGACGAGCAGCAGACAACCUCCUGGCUCUCCACCUUCCACAACCUGCGGCAGCCUCAAGCCUACAAGCCACUCCUUAUCAUGAUCGCGUACUUUCUCUUGUCACAGAUGUGUGGAGUUGUGAUAGUUAUCAAUUUUGCGGUGGAUUUCGCCUACAAUGCUGGAAUAGAAGCACAAGCUUAUAUCGUAGCUUUGUGUAUCACUUUUGUGCGCAUGCUUUCUACUUUCCUGACUAGCUGGGUUUGUAGUAGGUUUGGUAGGAGAAGACCUGCUCUGACGUCUGGUGUCCUAGUAUGUGUGCUUCUGAUUCUGCUGACACUGGCGGUAUCUUCCCUUGUCAUCCUACCCCCUUGGCUCACUAGCUCAGUAGUUCUUGCGUAUGUCCUCACCAGCUGCGUAGCUUUCUCCUCUCUUCCUUGGUCCAUGGUGGGGGAGGUCUUUCCAACCGAUGUGCGAGGGGUGGCCAGUGGGAUUGUCGCAGGGAUCGGCUACGUGGCCAGUUUCGCGGCCGUGAAAGCCUACCCGGUUCUCGUCCUAUCUAUAGGAGCGUUUCCUAUAUUUUUGUGUUUCACAGUGUUCGGGUUUAUAACAACCUUUUUCAUUUAUAUUUUUCUACCAGAGACACACAAGAAAACACUUUCCGAGAUCGAAGAAUAUUUUAAAGGCGAGUGUAAACUAUAACAGUUUUAAAUUGCAAAUCAGAUUUGUUCAAAAUACGUUAAAUAUACUUUGAGUGCAGAGAUGUCACUGUACUAUGCGAUUUCUAAAACACUUCUCAUUUUGGAUAAAAAACAAGUUUGUCUACCUACAAGUUCCGUUUAAGUUUGUAUGUAGAAACUUAUACAAUUUGUAAGAUAUCUGAUUUUGCUUGACCGAUUUCAUCUUUAUUAUGUUACUAAAUAUUACAUAAAUGCACUAUGAUAGCUCUAAGGAGCAAGAUGAUUUAUGACGUAUUAAAGCUGAUGUUUAAGAUGACCUAUAAAUAAGGGUAUUAUCCUUGGUAAGUCUUGCAAAUUUAAACAAGGCGCGUCUGUCUUUACGCACUUGUAAAUUAUACAUCAUGUUCUACCAAGUAUUUGUCUAAAACUACCAAUAAAUAUUU
Molecule: messenger RNA, 1958 nt
Organism: Homalodisca vitripennis (glassy-winged sharpshooter)
Lineage: Eukaryota; Metazoa; Arthropoda; Insecta; Hemiptera; Cicadellidae
Product: facilitated trehalose transporter Tret1-like
Exons: 8
Coding region: 47-1537 (496 amino acids)
Biological process (GO): transmembrane transport
Cellular component (GO): membrane
Molecular function (GO): transmembrane transporter activity
Source: RefSeq, a predicted model, not a curated record